This is a messenger RNA of Paramuricea clavata, 1272 nucleotides long. The record is from the annotation of a GenBank genome assembly. NCBI's taxonomy places the organism in Eukaryota, Metazoa, Cnidaria, Anthozoa, Malacalcyonacea, Plexauridae.
AUGGCCAAAGCAGAGUUGAUAUCAGUUGCCUUUGUGUGCCGUCAUCAGGAGGGAAUCUGGAAUGGUGUGAGUUCUGACCAGUUUGGCGAGCAAACUGCCUUUAGAAUCGGUAAAGGUGGACUGAAAGGUAUGACCCUUUCUCCAGAGAUGGUUGCUGAAUGGAUCGAUUCGUUUCCCAUCACUGCCUACAUCUCUGAUACCAUGCAGCAUUUAUAUCCUGCUGAUGCAAGUGAAACACGAAAUGUUCCACGUCACAAGGAGGAAGGACAAAAGCGGAGAGAAAUGGAUGCCGAUGAUCGACGAAGAAUCUCAAUUGAGCUAUCUAAAAUGUCGCAUCCGUUAGAGAAUCAAUCGCCACACCUGUAUAACAUCGCAAACGGUAGCUUUGCUCCCCCAGAGUCCCAGAUCAAUGUUGCAGAAUCAGUCAGCAUUGGCAAAAAGAUGGUUUCGGAGUUCAGGGCAUCUCUUCCCUCUGGAUUUCAUGCUACAAUUUCAAGUCCUCUCAAGACCAUGGAAAACAUAAAGAAAGGUGUGAAAGUGGGCGACAAGAAGAUAUUUGACCUGGAAACAAUCUUCCUUAGACUGUUGACCAUUGGACAGCAGCGACAGAUGGAGUUAGCACUCAUCUUUCAGUAUGAGUUGUGCCCCAUACCUCCUUCUCUCAUCGACGAGUAUGGCUGCUUGCGAAAAGGGAGCAAGGCACCACUGGCUCACAAACUCUGUGUACAGACAGCGCGACCAUGUCCACCUGAUCUCACCAUAGUUGAUGUGAGCCAACUACUCUACCGCAUCGUCUGGCCAUGCAGGGGAGAUGCAUCGAUAAUAGUGGAGUCUAUCAAGACCAGAUUAUCAUCUCGUCCAGGCAAGAAAGUCUUAGCAUUUGACAAAUAUCAUGAAAUUUCUGCAAAGGACCACGAACGCAUGCGACGUGCUGGCCUCGGCUCCAUCAAUUACGACCUCACCAUCAACACACCACUACCCAAACGAGAUGCCAUCAUGAGAAAUAAGCACAACAAGCUGCAACUCUCAAAAGUACUCAGCACCUACAACUUUGGCAAAGAUGUUACCGUGGAAAGCCGCAGCGAUGGUAUAUUCGCCCAUGAUGAAGCAGAUAUAACAAUGAUUUCCUACCUACUCAUGGCUGCCAAAUCCGGCACGGAAGUUGUCCGCGUUCUCUCAGAUGACACCGAUGUGUUCGUGCUGCUCGUGUACUGGGUAUACCGACACCAAAUCCAAGCAACAGUGCAUAUGGAGCGGUGGGAUUUAAUUUAA